AUGUUCACUCUUGAGCCUACUUUAGACAUUUCCUCCGACUCGGAGUCGUUGCUUCGCAGUCAUACAAAAGAGGCCAUUGUCGUUACCGAGACAUCCUACUUGAAUGAUGAUAUACAAGAAACCUCUGGGCCCUCUAGUGAUGUCACUAUCGAAGACAAUACAGUAUGCAUUGUUGGCAUGGCUUGCCAUCUCCCUGGCGGAAUCACCUCACCAUCGGGGCUUUGGGACUACGUUUAUAACAAGAAAUCUGCUCAAUGUACUGUGCCGCUGGACCGGUACAACAUUGAAGGUUUCUAUCACAAAGAUGGCAGCAGAGCUGGAGCCAUGAGCGUUGACGGUGGGUAUUUUAUCCAGGAAGAUGUCCGCAAGUUUGACCCUUCAUUCUUUGGCAUCAACAAUCUUGAGGCUUCUUACAUGGAUCCCCAACAGCGAAAGCUGCUUGAAGUGGUCUAUGAAUGCUUUGAGAACGCUGGUCUGUCUAUGGAAGAUGUCUCUGGCUCCAACACGGCAGUGUUUGUCGGCAACUUUACGGUGGAUUAUUCGGUCAUGCAAUCUCGGGAUACAGAUUAUGUUCAUCGACUAGCGGCUACGGGCGGUGGUACAUCCAUCAUGUCGAACCGUAUUAGCCAUGUGUUUAAUCUCCAUGGCCCAAGCUUCACUCUUGAUACCGCUUGCUCAUCCACCAUCUACGCUCUCCACCAAGCCGUGACUGCCAUCAAGAAUGGCGAUUGCGACGCUGCCAUUGUUGCAGGCGCUAAUCUGAUUACAUCUCCCGAACAACAUUUUGGAACAGCAAAGGGCGGCUUUCUUUCGCCAACUUCGGCCUGUCACACAUUUGACACCUCGGCAGAUGGUUAUGCUCGAGCAGAGGCGCUCAAUGCCAUCUACAUCACGAGGCUUUCGUCUGCGAUGAAGAACGACCGCAAAGUACAUGCAGUCAUUCGAGGAACGGCAAUUAACGCAAAUGGUAAGACUCCUGGUAUUACUCUCCCAGACGCCAAAAUGCAGGCAGCGGUUAUUAGAAAGGCAUACCAGAAUGCCGGUCUUUCAUUCUCUGAUACGGAUUAUGUCGAGUGUCAUGGCACCGGUACUCCAGUCGGUGACCCUAUAGAAGUGGAAGGUAUCGCGGCCUGUUUCGCGGGCCGCGAGGGUGAGCCAUUGAGAAUCGGAUCGGUGAAAACAAACAUGGGCCAUAGCGAAGCUGCCAGUGGGCUGACAUCCAUCAUCAAAGUUGCUCUUGCUUUUGAGCAUGGCGUGAUUCCACCUACCUACGGUGUAAAGAACUUGAACCCCAAGUUGAAAUUAAAGGAGCGUAACAUGAAGGUAUUGACAGAAGUUGAGGCAUGGCCCAGGGCACUUCGGCGUGCUAGUGUCAACUCCUUCGGCUACGGCGGUGCGAACGGCCAUGUUAUCCUCGAGUCCAUUGACAGCUACUUUGUUGGUUCAUUGGCCUCCUCUCCCAUCACUAGAACACUGUCGAAUCCCUUUGAAUGGGAUAAGGACCAGGUUUUCGUACUCCCAUUUUCCGCCUCGUCAACCAAGUCGCUAGAAGCCCGCCGCAAACAGGCUGUUGAGGCGAUGGAAAAGUCUGAAGUAAACGCUUUGAAGCCGCUCGCUGCAGUUAUAAGCAAACGACAUACCAAGAUGCGACUCAGAGACUAUGUACUUGCCUCCGCCAACCCCAGCUCUCAGCCAACGCUGAUCGAGAUGGCUGAUGUCGGUGACAAGGCAAGCCCAGGCACACAGUCUUUGCCAAUUGCCUUUGUCUUCACCGGCCAGGGUGCACAGUAUGCUAACAUGGCCAAAGAACUCGUUGGGCAAGAUUUUAGCUUCCUAGCCAGCAUUCGGGAUCUCGACGAGGUUUUGCAGUCGCUGCCCUCUGAAUACAAGCCAUCUUGGACUUUGGAGCAAACGAUUCUCGAUAAGCCUGCUACAAGCAAGAUCAACGAUGUUACUCGUAGCCAGCCAAUUUGUACUGCUAUCCAAAUUGCUCUUGUCAAUACACUUCGGAGCUGGGGAGUUUGCCCAUCGGCUGUUAUUGGCCACUCUUCUGGAGAGAUUGCUGCAGCAUACGCAACCGGCCUGCUGACUGCGUCUGAAGCCAUCCUGGCAGCCUAUUUCCGAGGCUUUGCUGUGGGCCAUCUACAAUCUCGCGGCACCAUGAUGGCAGCGGGAAUCACUUCAGAUGGUGCCAACGCCUUGAUUGAGCAACUUGGACUGAAGGAAGUGCGUGUUGCGUGUGUAAACGCUCCUGAGAGUGUUACUCUAAGUGGCGCUACCAAGGACAUUGAUGCUUUGCAAGCUAAACUUCAAAAGGAGGGCAAGUUUGUUCGCAAGCUUGAAACUGGUGGCCGAGCUUACCACUCACACAUGAUGGCUGAGAUUGGUGAUUUAUACGAGUCACUGGUUACUCCUUACUUUACCAGCAAGGCGGUCGCCGAAACGGAAGCUAAGAUGUUCUCAACUGUUGGACAUUCAGCUGAUGCCCUUGGCACCAUUGACCUUUCUACAAACAUGGCGUCGUAUUUCCGGAAGAACCUUGAGCAGCCAGUUCAAUUCAGCGCGGGCUUAGCCAACAUGAUCACCAGUAACAAAUAUCACUUGAUCGAAAUGGGCCCCCAUUCGGCUCUCAAAGGCCCUAUUCAACAGAUCCGCACCAGUGUAAAGCACGACAAAGAUACCAUUCCCUACUCUCCCACGCUUGUCAGAAAGGAAAAUUCUUACGUCUGCCUGAAGAAGCUCGCUGGUACUCUCUUCUCCUAUGGCCACAGCUUGGAUUGGUACGCCAUCAACAAUGUCCCGCGGUAUCGUGCGCUGCCUACUCCACCCCUUGCCUCUUAUCCUUGGGAUUACUCCAAGCCCCUGCCAUGGCAUGAGCCUCGUGCCAGCGUUGAGCACCGUCUUCGAAAGCAUGUGCGUCACGAACUCCUUGGGACUCGGGCCACUGCUGGCAACGGCAUUGAGUGGUGCUGGCGCAACAUCCCUCGUAUGUCGGAGAUGCCAUGGCUACGCGAUCACAAGCUCGGCGAGUCGCAGGUUGUCUUGCCAGGCGCAGCAUACAUGGCGAUGGCUAUAGAAGCCCUCUCGCAAGCUCAAGAUAUCAAAGUCCAGCUAAUCGCUGGAGAGCCAUUUUCCUUCGAGUUUGAGAAUGUGAAUAUUAGCGCGGCGUUUGUUGUGCCUGAUGAGAGCGAUACUAAGGCGGACAAUACCGAGCUGCAUACUGUUCUCUCUCCUCGCAAAAUCUCUACCGCAAACACAUCAGGCAAUUGGUAUGAGUUUUCCAUCUCUUCUUGGGUAUCCGGCGUUGCCACACUGCACUGCAUGGGUAGCAUUCGAGUGGUUGAGUCGACUAUGAAACCCACGGACGGAUCAGUCAUGAUUUCGGGCAAUGGUCACGAAGUUUGGGGUAUGAGCCGAUGGUAUAACAAGGCAAGGGAAGAGGGACUCAAUUUUGGGCCGACGUUCCAGUCAUUGACCAGUCUACACACUGACGGCAACCGAAUCUCAACGGAUUCUAUCGCAACUACACAUCUGCAGCCGCCUUCUCCAGCCGCCACUGGCAUGUUUUAUGCUAUACAUCCUAUUACCAUCGAUGCUUGCUUCCAGGCAGCCAUCAUGGGCGGUACUGCUGGUAACAUCAACACACUACGAGCCUAUGUUCCGGUCUUUAUUUCAAAGUGUUUGAUUCGGAUUCCACAGGGCGGUCCCGCUAGCCUAGGUGAUGAAGAAGUCAGAAUUCACUCACGCAUGGAAAAGACUGGGUUUUCGACUCGGGCUGUCGCUUUCACUCUCAGGUUGCCAGAUGGUACACCAGUCAUCGAUAUGCCUCACUUGAGAAUGAAUGCGUACACCGGCAAAGUACCAGUUGAACCUGAGACCAGCAUCUAUCUCCAGCGCCAGCCAUGUCUUCGCGUCCAAUGGAAGCCGGAUGUAUUGCGUCUCCAGCCAGGCUCUGAGAACGCUAUUCGAGAAUAUAUAUCCUCGUUUGCGUCUCAACAGUCAGACGAUCUAAACGAUACCGGGGUUCUCAUUGUGUUCGCGGCUCUACUUGACCUUUUUGGUCACAAGGUUCCUCGCAUGAGUGUACUGGAGCUAGGGAAAGAGUGCCAAUGGACGCCUAAAGAUUGUCAGCCAAUUUUGGGCAAGGAUACUGCGUUCCCGCGAUUCAGACUAUGGGAAGAUGGGAGACUUGGAGACGACAACAAGAUUGUCGUUGGCAACACCAAAAGCUCUGCUCCCUACGAUGUUGUUCAAAUUCCUCAUCUUUCCGUUUCGAAGGAACUAUGGGCAAAGGCUGCAGACGAGGUUAUCUCACUGGUUUCUUAUGAUGGUAUUAUCAUCACUCGUAGGACCAAAGACGCCGUUUCUGCACUUAAUGUUGCUGGCUUUGUGGCGCUGGAACUCCCGAAUGAGACCCUCGUCGCCGUGCGUAGCCCUAAGAAAACAUGGUUGGAAACAAAGGAAGUGGUCAUCGUCAAACCAAAAGAGGCCUCUCCCUUCAUCAACUCUCUGGCAACUGCGAUGGCGACUCAAUUAAAGAUGAAUGCCGGCGUUGCGCAGCUAAGAACAAUUACUAUUGACGACAUCGAGACCGUUAGUCUCAACGCUCAAGUUGUUUGCAUAUCGCUCCUGGAGAUGGAGCACGAGUUUCUCGCCACCAUCAGCAGCGAGGACAUGGACCGUUUCCGUAAGAUCACAGACAACGUCGGUGACCUCUUGUGGCUAACAGGAGCAAACAUGCUAUCUGCUCCCAACCCAGACCUUACCUUAUCAAGUGGUCUCUCCAGAGCCCUGAUGCUGGAGCAGCCAGCGCUGCGAUAUGCUGUUUUGGAUGUUGGAGCUGAUAUCUCCAAACCAAAUUCUUUGGAUUCUAUCUGUAGCAAUAUCUCGGCAGCCUUGACUUUCCGCUAUACCACAGAUGACAACGAAUUCAUUCAAAAAGAUGGCAUACUUUAUGUCAGCCGCUUCGCUCCCGACAUUGAACUCAAUGCUCUAUUCAGACAGCGUAUGACUCCUGAAGCGAUGAAGCUGGUGCCUCUGGGAGAAGUUGGCUCAGCCAAGCUGUCAAUUGGCCAAAUUGGCAUGACCGAUACCAUUCACUUCCAGCAAAUAUCAGAACGCAAGACAUCGCCUCCGCCCGGCCUUGUUGAUGUCGACCUCCGUGCUGUUGGUCUCAAUGCAAAGGACGUUUACGCUCUCAAUGGCCGUGCUGAAACACGAUCGGCUACAACCGCCCUGGAUUUUGGAGGUGUCAUCUCAGCUGUUGGACCCGAUAUCAAGCAUCUCAAGGUGGGAGACCGUGUGGCUGGCUUUAUUCCUAAUCAUUUCGGGACAACCGAGCGAGUCCCUGUGCAGGCAGUCCACAAGAUGCUGCCGGAGGAGGAGUUCACCGUCUUACCUACUCUUCUUACUGUUUACUGCACUGCCCUCGUUGCUCUCCGUGACCGAGCUCAUCUUCGCGCUGGAGAGUCCAUCUUGAUUCACUCUGGCGCCGGUGCCUUUGGUCUUGCAGCCAUCACCCUGGCUAAGCACAUGGGUGCUACAGUCUUUGCAACCGUCGGCUCACAGUCAAAACGUGAAUAUCUCGUCAAAGAGAUGGGUGUUCCAACUGAAAACAUCUUCAGCUCGCGCAAUGCCUCUUUCAUGAUGGACAUCGUAGCUGCCACUGGCGGCCGGGGUGUCAAUGUCAUUGUCAACUCCCUUGUCGGUGACUUGAUGCAUGCUUCUUGGUCCUGCAUUGCUGCUUUUGGACGUUUUGUAGAGAUUGGCAAGCGUGAACUCAUCGACGCAGGGAAACUGGACAUGCGUGUCUUCUUAAAGAAUGUGACCUUCACUGCCUUUGAUCUAUCAGAGUUCUUCUACGCCGAAGAUAGCUAUUACCAGGACGUUGUGUACGGUUACACCGCCGAAGUGGUUGAGAUGUACCGCGCAGGGAUCAUCAAGGCCUCUCCCAUCACAACCUUUGACGUUGCUGAGAUUGGUCACGCUUAUCGAUACUUUGGCAACAAAGAUCGAGUGGGCAAAGUUGUCAUUUCAAUGGAAAAUCCCAAGAGCCUUGUGCAAGCCGUGCCAGCGCCGUAUCAGUCCGUGUUUGACCCUGAAAAGACCUACUUGCUCGUAGGCUGCCUUGGUGGCCUCGGCCGCAGUCUCAGCCGCUGGAUGAUGGCUCGUGGUGCCCGCAAGUUCUGUUUCCUUGGGCGCUCAGGAUGUGAUAAACCCAGUGCUUCCGAGCUGGUGAACCGUCUCCGAUGUGCCGGCGCCAGCGUCACUGUUGUCCGCGGAGAUGUGUCUAAUGAAGAGCAAGUUCGUGAAGCUGUCGCAGCCUGUACCAAAGAGGGGCCCAUUGGUGGUGUUGUUCAAGCAGCCAUGGGACUCAGUGAAGCUUUGUUCUCUGUCAUGACCAAUAAAGCAUGGCACACCGGUAUCCAACCCAAGUGGAGAGGUUCCUGGAACUUGCACAACGCUCUUGAGGGUCAUGAUGCUGAUCUAGACUUCUUCCUUUUGACCUCAUCUAUAUCUGGUAGCUGUGGUACCGCCACAGAGAGUAACUACUGUGCUGCCAAUGGCUUCCUUGAUUCUUUUGCCAGGUGGCGCCGUUCUCAAGGCAAGCCUGCUGUGUCAGUUGGCCUUGGUAUGAUAUCAGAAGUUGGCUAUCUUCAUGAGAAUCCUGAGAUUGAGGCCAUGCUGCUCCGCAAGGGUAUCCAGCCGCUCAAUGAGGACGAAUUUCUUCAAAUCUUAGAUUACGGCAUAUCCGGUCCCGGCAGUGACGCUAAAUUUAUUCACGGAGUGCCCAUGGCCAGUGACUCUGCUCAUAUCCUGACAGGCUUGGAGUCCUAUGGUGUCCGCAAACUGAUGGCUCAGGGAUUUGAAGUCAACAACGGCGUCAUGGAUGAGUCUCGCACCUCUAUCCUUGCCGCAUCUCUGCUCUCGGAGGAAGAUGCCAAGGAAGAAGGAAAAGGCGUUGAUGCUAAUCUGCUCCUUACCGCUGCUGAAUGGGUCAAAGACAUACCCGCCAAUGCUCAUUCUAUGCUGAUGUCCGAAGCCAGUGCGCCUACGAUGUUGGAUGCUAUUCUGCGCCUCACCAAGAAGCGUUUCAGUAACUUGAUUCUGAUGCAGCUAGAUGCUGUGGAUGAUCGUGCUCCUCUCCCAUCAUUUGGUGUUGAUAGUAUGCUUGCUGCAGAGUUUAGGACUUGGUUCUUCAACACUUUCAAAAUCGAUGUACCAUUUCUCGAUAUAGUCAGUCCUCAGAAAUCUCUGCAGAUAUUGGCGGAAUUUGUUGAGGGAAAACUUGUUGCCAGCUGGGCAAAUUGA
Molecule: messenger RNA, 7311 nt
Organism: Trichoderma aggressivum f. europaeum
Lineage: Eukaryota; Fungi; Ascomycota; Sordariomycetes; Hypocreales; Hypocreaceae
Exons: 6
Coding region: 1-7311 (2436 amino acids)
Biological process (GO): secondary metabolite biosynthetic process; fatty acid biosynthetic process
Molecular function (GO): 3-oxoacyl-[acyl-carrier-protein] synthase activity; fatty acid synthase activity; oxidoreductase activity
Source: RefSeq, a predicted model, not a curated record